Molecule: messenger RNA, 781 nt
Organism: Pimephales promelas (fathead minnow)
Lineage: Eukaryota; Metazoa; Chordata; Actinopteri; Cypriniformes; Leuciscidae
Source: RefSeq, a predicted model, not a curated record
GUUUGACACGCAGGAAAUCUCAUGCAAAUGCCGGACCCGAAGCUGAUCCUCUCGGAGAAUCGCAGCACAUUUAUCUGUCGGCACAACAAUGAGGAUUUCCGGCUCUCAAACGUCUCAUUUGAUACAGUGGAAUCAGAUUUGUGGUCAGCUAAAGCCAGAUUACCUGCGUCUCCUGAACACCUUCACAAAACGGCCCAGAUUAGCUGGGAUUUUCCACACACUUUACACUUUCUCCCCCUCGGCUGUAUGGAAGGAUUAUGUUUUGUCUCCUCGCUUUUAAUCUAUUUGGUAAAUGUGUGUUUGACACCGAGCCGCUCUUAUAUGAGUGUGUUCUCUGAAGCCCAUGGCAUUGUGGGUCCAGGAGUGGCAGGAGAACAUGUUCGUGGACCAGAAGCGCUUCUCGUUCAGCAUCGACCGCAUUCUGGAGAACCGGGAGCCCGUCUCGGAGAGCCCUGGUGUUUCGGGAUCCUGCGAGGAGAAGCUGGCCUCGGGAUCCGCUCCGGAGACUCACGGAUGCUUGUGUUCGCACUGUGGAGAGAUUAUACACCUUUGGGGUCCGAGGAUGUUAGCAGACCCGGCUCCUGCUGCAGAAUCAUCCAGCUUCGCUCACGUUCAGAGGAGGGUUCGGCGGCACCGCACGAUCUUCACCGAGGAACAGCUGGAGGCUCUGGAGGACCUGUUCCGGCAGAACCAGUAUCCCGACAUCAACACCAGAGAGGACCUGGCCCAGCGCACACACCUGCGAGAGGAGAGAGUCGAGGUCAUCCUGAACCAUUCAUAA